AUGCUGUUGAUGAUUGAAAAGGGAAUUCUGGGAGGUGCCUCAAUGAUAUCAAAUCGCUUUGGAAGGGCAAAUAAUCCAUAUAUGGGUGAAGCUUAUGAUGAAAUAAAGCCAACGAAAUUCAUCACCUAUCUUGAUGGGAAUAGUCUCUAUGAAUGGGCAAUGUGCUGGUCUCUUCCUGUUGGAAAUUUCAAGUGGAUUACUGACUUUGAUAACUGGAGAAAUAUUCCUUGCAUUCUUGAGGUAGAUCUUGGGUACCCAAAAGAGCUUCACGACUUGCAUAACGAUUAUCCACUUGCUCCUGAGAGAUUGAUCAUUAAUGGAGUAGAAAAACUGAUUCCAAAUCUGAAUGAUAAGGAUAUCUACAUAGUUCAUCACAAUACACUGAAACAAUAUCUCGAUCUCGGUUUGAGGAUCAAAAAGAUUCAUAGGGAUAUAAGUUUUGAAGAAGAGCCUUGGCUCAAGAGCUAUAUCGAGCUCAAUACAAACCUGCGAAAGUAAGGAAUGACUUCAAGAAGUAUUUUUUCAAGUUAAUAACAACUCUGUCUCUGGAAAAACUAUGGAAAACAUCAGGAAUCGUGUGGAUGUGAGAUUAGUCAACAACCUCAAGAAAACAUUGAAACUUGUAGCAAAACCAAACUUCAAGCAUUGCACAAUAUUCAAUAAAUAUCUCGUUGCGAUCCAAGUGAAGCAAACCAAGCCGAUGUUUGACAAACCGGUCUAUUGUGGAAUGAGCAUCCCCGACUUCAGGAAGACUCUGAUGUAUGACUUCCACCAAUAA
Pocillopora meandrina is the source of this 778-nucleotide messenger RNA. The record is from the annotation of a GenBank genome assembly. NCBI's taxonomy places the organism in Eukaryota, Metazoa, Cnidaria, Anthozoa, Scleractinia, Pocilloporidae.